GUCGUCGCAAUGUCUGUCGUAACAGGUGUCUUCAUCGUCGCUGAAAAACGCACCCCAUUUGGUAAAAUGGGUAGUGCGUUUGUGAAUAAAAGCGCAAUUGAUUUGUCGGUUGUUGCCUCAACAGCAGCAAUUCAGGCAGCAGGAUUAAAACCGGAGAAGAUUGACAGUGUUGUAUUUGGAAAUGUACUGACGUGGUCAUCCGCUGAUGGAAUUUAUCUACCAAGACAUGUUUUACUAAAGUCAGGAAUUCCAUUGGAAAAGACGGCAUUUGGCGUAAACAGAUUAUGCGGUUCUGGUUUUCAGGCAAUCGUCAGUGGAGCUCAGAACAUUUUAACGGGAGAAUCUAAGAUCGUUUUGACGGGCGGUGCAGAAAACAUGAGUCAAGCACCUUUUGUUGUGAGAAACAUUCGUCACGGAACUAUCUUGGGUCAGAUAUACGAUCUUGAGAACUCACUCUGGCUUGCAUUUCUAGACACUUAUUGCUAUUUUUCCACGGGGUCGACUGCAAAGAAACUCGGUGCGCAAUACAACUUGACCAGAGAAGAAGUCGAUCAAUUUGCCUUGAGCAGCCAACAACGGUGGAAAGCUGCCAACGAUGCAGGUCGUUUUAACGAAGAAAUCGCACCUGUGCAAGUAAACAUUAAAAACCAAGAUAUUACUAUCUGCACGGAUGAACAUCCACGUCCGCAAACAACAAUAGAAACUCUCGCCGAACUAAACUCAGUUUACCAGAAAGAUGGAUUAGUCACAGCUGGGUCUGCAUCGGGUAUUUGUGAUGGAGCAAGCGUUGUUAUUUUGGCUAAAGAAGCUGUCAAGGCGGAAGGUUUGAAACCAUUAGCGCGUUUGGUGGGAUAUAGUAUUGUUCACGUAGAACCGAGCAUUAUGGGAAUUGGUCCUGUGCCGGCAAUCAAGAACUUACUCAAACUUACGGGCAAGACUCUCGAAGAAAUGGAAUUAGUUGAUAUUAUUGAGGUCUUUGGUGCUCAAAUUUUGGCAUGUGCGAAAGAGAUGAAUCUUGAUUUGAAUAAAUUGAAUGUGGAUGGUGGUGAAAUUGUCAUGGGACAUCCAUUGGCUGCCUCUGGUAACAGGAUCAUUGCUCAUUUGGUGCACGAACUCAGGAGACGAAUGGCUGGUAAGUUCGGUAUCGGUUCGGCUUGUAUUGGCGGCGGCCAAGGCAUUGCUGUGAUGGUGGAAGUACUGUAAUCAUGGAAGUACUGUAAUCU
This is a messenger RNA of Linepithema humile (Argentine ant), 1223 nucleotides long. NCBI's taxonomy places the organism in Eukaryota, Metazoa, Arthropoda, Insecta, Hymenoptera, Formicidae. The record is from RefSeq and is a predicted model, not a curated record.